UAUGAGAAGGAAAUGCACGACACGCACACUCUCACACACACACGCAUACACGCACACACACACAGAGCGGAGCAGCGGCGACAGAGAUGUGAAUAUGGAGUAGACCUCAAGCCCUCUCAACAUGUUUCCCGGAGUUUUCUAUGCACUGCUGGCGGGUUUCCUGGCGGCCGUGGCGUCGUCGUCGGCUAAGCUGUCCCUCGGAGCGGACUACCUGAAGGGAGUGUGCGAGACGGGGCUCCGGACGUGGGGCGAGCAGCGGAAAUUUAGACAAGCGGACGAGACUACCGCCUGUGACCGGCUGCACAUCCCGCUGAGGCUGCUGUGUGGCGGCCUGCUUUUUACCUGCAAUGCUGUGAUGUGGACCUUCCUUGCCAAAGCACUCAGGCAUUCCUCCUCUUCCACCCGGACCACUGUGACCACCACUGCCUCCAACUUCGUAUCUUCCGCUUUCCUGGGCCAGCUGAUCUUUGGUGAGGCCCAGAUAACACUGUGGUGGGUCGGGAUAUCCCUGACUUUCUCUGGCCUGCUGGUCCUGCAGAGGGUCUCUCCGCAGGAUCGGCAUCAGGACGCCGUCAAGGCUGAAUGAUAUUGUAUGUUUCGUCUCCGCUAAGCUAUGCUUCUCAGACUGCUGCACCAUGUUUUCUUUCAGUCGUUCUGAUUUUCCGUCCCGCCAAAGAAAAAUGAGAUAUUAUUUUGUGUAGAUUUAUGACAAUUAUGGAACACAGGUAGAAAUGUUGGUCCAAGACAAAAUUAUUUUCAGAUUUUUUUUUCUUAAAAAAAAAAUAGUUUGAAUCGGUUUAUUUUUGGAAGUAAUGUAUAUGUCACCAUUUUGUUGGCUGAGCAAAUCCCUUAAAAUUGUGCAUUACUGGUCAAACAAUAACAAGAAGCUGAUGUUACUAGGGCUCAACCUCUCAUCUGGUCUACAAUGAUUUUUAGCUUUGUCAAUGAAGAUGAUACUAGUGUAACCUUUAAGGCGGGGGUGUCCAAAGGCCAUUUAAUUGACCCGCAUUACAGCCCAGAAUAGUUGUGUUUUUUCUUUUAAACGACAACAAUGUGACAAAAGAGUAACAAGACUAAAUGUUUGCAGAGAAAGUUGCUAUCUGAGUUACAAAGUUUGGACUGGGGGUAUGUGCUAACGCACAUUUUGGUACUGCAUCAAUCCGAUACAAAAUAAAUACAGGUCCGGUAUCGCCAUAGUAUCUAUACUGAUGCCAAGCCCAAUACCUUUUGCUUACUGUAUACACUACCGUUCAAAAGUUUGGGGUCACCCAAACAAUUUUGUGGAAUAGCCUUCAUUUGUAAGAACAAGAAUAGACUGUCGAGUUUCAGAUGAAAGUUCUCUUUUUCUGGCCAUUUUGAGCGUUUAAUUGACCCCACAAAUGUGAUGCUCCAGAAACUCAAUCUGCUCAGAGGAAGGUCAGUUUUGUAGCUUCUGUAACGAGCUAAACUGUUUUCAGAUGUGUGAACAUGAUUGCACAAGGGUUUUCUAAUCAUCAAUUAGCCUUCUGAGCCAAUGAGCAAACACAUUGUACCAUUAGAACACUGGAGUGAUAGUUGCUGGAAAUGGGCCUCUAUACACCUAUGUAGAUAUUGCACCAAAAACCAGACAUUUGCCGCUAGAAUAGUCAUUUACCACAUUAGCAAUGUAUAGAGUGUAUUUAUUUAAAGUUAAGACUAGUUUAAAGUUAUCUUCAUUGAAAAGUACAGUGCUUUUCCUCAAAAAAUAAGGACAUUUCAAUGUGACCCCAAACUUUUGAACAGUAGUGUACAUUAUGAAACCAGAACAAAACACAGGACAAAUAUUUUAGGUACACAAACAGAACAAUCUUAAACUUACUUGUGAGCGAUUUAAAAAAAUACAAAAAAAACCAGUAGUACCUCAACUGGUUCUGUGACGGAGCUCUUAAUUCAAAAUACUUGUAUCUCAAAUCUUCCAUUGAAAUGAAUUGAAAUCAAAGUAAUUGGUGCUUGCACCUCGGGCUGCACAAUUCAUCGAAUUUUAAUCAUGAUCACGACUUUGGCCGCUACGAUUAAAUGAGGGUGAUCGUCGGCGAUGUUAACAUUUAAAAAAACAGGCUUCGCUGCAUUUCAAACCAAGCACGUUGACAACCAACAGUCAGCCAACCACCAGGGGGCGACCAAUAGACAGUGGGCUCAUGUGAGAGCGAGUGACAACAGAGGUUGAAUGUAGAUCAGCCAGUAGCUCCCGAAAUUAUUAGGAAAAAUAAAUGCAUUAUUACAUCAGUGCCUUUCCCUCCCGCAGUUACCCACAGACAUUUAACCCCCGAAUCACAAUCGCACGCCUCGCCGUUCUCUAGGCACUCCCGCUAGUUUCCCAAAACCCAGAAUUUAUAGAGUUGCGGAGACACGUUAAGCAUUAACAACACUUUCCUUCUUUUCUCAACCGCCAUCGUUUGAGCGCCGCCGGCGCAGAGCCCCGACAAACAGCUACAAAAGCGGGAGUUCCCAAAAUACAAACGAGCGUAACAUCAACCGUACCCCGUAUCCAUCCACCUCUCAAAGACUCACCAAAACAUCGGCUGUAAUAGCGUUGUUUUGACCAAAGACAUAUGUCCUAUAUUUAAUGUGAGCAGUACAAUGAAUGUGUUCUUUUGGAUGUGACUUUCAUGCAUAAUCUUAUUUUUUCAUUUGUUUGCACUUUAUGAUCGCACUCUGCAAUGGCAUAUUUUAAUUAAAUUUCAGUUUAAUUAGC
Entelurus aequoreus (snake pipefish) is the source of this 2713-nucleotide messenger RNA. Its product is annotated as transmembrane protein 42. NCBI's taxonomy places the organism in Eukaryota, Metazoa, Chordata, Actinopteri, Syngnathiformes, Syngnathidae. Bases 122 to 586 code for a protein of 154 amino acids. The record is from RefSeq and is a predicted model, not a curated record. The transcript is spliced from 3 exons.